CGAAAAAACAAAGAGAGGAGAGAAGCACAAACAAAGCUCAUAAUUCUACAUAAAAUCCUUUCUGUAGCCCAAAAUUUUCUUAAUAUAUAUAAUAUGGUAAUAUGUACUUGUACAUAUUUCUUUGGAAGUUGUACCUUUUCUUAUAUUUAUAUACAUUGACUCUGAAAAAGAGAGUUAUACACAUAUAAUUAUAGAGAGAGAAAGUCAUUUUGGAUCUCACCGCUGUACCCAUCUCCCUCUCUCUCUUCGUGUUCUCCAUUUUCACCAUGAGAAUAAGAAAAAAUGCAAAAAUCUCAGCGUUGCUUAGCUCAACCACAAAUCUUACAAGUGACGCCGAUGAAUCAUUGCUAAAGAAGAACUUGUGUCAGCUUAAUCAAUCUCCAUGGGAUAUCAUCACUUUUCCGUCUUCGGAUUCAUCUUCUUCUCUCCACCAGUUCGAUGAUUAUGAGGUUUACUACAACGUUAAUCUUGCUGGAAAUGGAAGCUCGGUUGAUUCCGUAGGAGAUUUGGAGAGUGUGGCUUUGAAGACCUCUCGGGAAGAUGAAAACGAUAAUGACAAUUGUGGUGACAUUUUAGGGUUUAAGGAAGAAAUUGUGUUGUGUGAUAAAUUAGAUGAAAAAGGAUGGCAAUGUGGAAGGGUGGUCAAAAAUGGCAACAAAAUGUGUGAUCACCAUCUUUCGACCACUAAGAAAAAAUCUCGGGUGAUAUCCGGGUCCAUGACAGGGGCCCGGCCUCACCGAACCAAAAAACGGCCCACAACGAACCCGCAUGAUUUCUAUUAUUAUUCAGGGUUUGGGCCGUCUUGGGGCAAGAAAAGAGGGGCAACGGAUACAACUACAAGUACAAUUACAUAUAUUUAUAACGAAGCUAAUACGGUUGCUAAGAACGGUUAUGAAAGGGUUGAUGUUAUCGGUGAUAUUGAUAUACAAGAAAAAAAGCGAAAACGAUUGGAACCCGAGAUUUCCGAGGUGGGGUCCAUGAAAGUGGAAUUAGAUAAUAUCGACGAUGACAAAAAGGGUAAAGUGGCAAUUAUUGGCAAGAAGAGAGGGAGGAAGCCGAUCAAGGCAAGAUCAUUGAAAUCUUUGAUGUGAAAAAGCCUUUGUAAUGGUUUUGGAUAAUGUAUAACUUUUGGUUUUGUUGUGUGAUGGUACGUACUUGGCUCACCUUCAACGUCAUAUUAUUAUGUUACUUAAAUGCUUUGGAUACAUCGUUUUCAUUUGGUCAUUUAUUAUAGAAUGCCGUUCAAAAGAAAUAUUAUUGAAUAAAUUUUG
Messenger RNA from Lactuca saligna, 1271 nucleotides. NCBI's taxonomy places the organism in Eukaryota, Viridiplantae, Streptophyta, Magnoliopsida, Asterales, Asteraceae. The record is from the annotation of a GenBank genome assembly.